CCCGACCGCGCACGCGCCGUGCCCGGGCAUCAAGGGGCGGCGGGCCCCUCUACUCCCUCGGCUCCGGCUCUAUGGUGGGGCGGGAGCGCGGGCGAGGGAGGCAGCAUGGGGGACACCUCGAGCCCGGUCAGCGUCAUCCUGGUGAGCUCCGGCAGCCGCGGCAACAAGCUGCUCUUCCGCUUCCCCUUCCAGCGGGGCCCCGGCAACCCGGCUGCCCAGAUCGGGAAGUCAAGGAGCAGGUAUGCAGUAAACAGCAUUGGUGAGAACAUAGAAGAUCUGGAUGGAGAUUCCAGAGAGCCCCGUCCUCUCACUGACGAGCAGGUGGCAUCAGGGUUUUCAGAUGUCAUUCUGGCAACAAUUUUAGCUACUAAAUCGGAUAUGUGUGGUAAAAAGUUUGAGCUGAAGAUUGAUAACAUCUGUUUUGUUGGGCACCCAACUCUGCUGCAGCAUGCCUUUGGCCAGGUAUCGAAGACAGAUCCCUCUCCCAAGAGGGAGAUGCCCACCAUGAUUCUCUUCAAUGUGGUCUUUGCUUUAAGGGCUACUGCGGACCCCUCGGUGAUCAAUUGCCUGCAUAACCUCUCCCGGCGCAUCGCCAUUGUGCUUCAGCAUGAAGAGAGACGCUGCCAGUAUCUCACCAGGGAGGCCAAACUCAUCCUGGCCAUUCAAGAUGAGGUUUCAGCCAUGUCAGAAACAAGAGAUGGCCCUCAGUCACCUUUCCCUCACAUUCUUCCCAAGUGCAAGCUGGCCAGAGACCUUAAAGAGGCUUAUGACAGUCUCUGCACAACAGGGUUGGUCCAGCUACAUAUCAACAACUGGCUAGAAGUGAGUUUCUGCCUGCCUCAUAAAAUCCAUGAUGUGGCGUCCAAUUUCAUCCCCCCAGAAGCCAUUGAAAGGAGCUUGAAAGCUAUUCGGCCUUACCACGCCUUAUUGCUGCUUAAAGAUGAGAAGUCCCUCCUCAGUGAACUGCCCCUGGAUUGCUCCCCUGCCCUGGUGCGAGUGAUCAGGACUGCCUCUGCUGUGAAGAACCUCCAACAGCUGGCCCAGGAUGCUGACCUGGCGCUGCUCCAGGUGUUUCAGCUGGCUGCACACCUGGUCUACUGGGGGAAGGCCCUCAUGGUCUAUCCCCUGUGUGAGAACAAUGUCUACAUGCUCUCCCCCAAUGCCAGCGUCUGCCUUUACUCCCCUCUGGCAAAGGAGUUCUCCGGUCAGUUUCCAGGCCAUGAUCUACCUGCAGUUCUGUCCAAGUUCUCCUGGCCAGUUUCUCUGUCUGAGUUCAAGGAUCCUCUUGCUCCAGCAAUUCAGGAGACACAUCUUAUCCGGAUGGUGGCCUGGAUGCUUCAACACCGGCUUCUCAUCCAGUUGCACAGCUAUGCCUGCUUAAUGGUUCCCCCAAAGGAGGAGGAGGACGAGGAGGACGAGGAGGAGGAGGAGGAGGAGGAAGAGGAAGGUUUUCGAGCCAGAGUAGAAGAACUACCCUUUCCUGCCCGGGUUGGGGGCCGAAGCCUCAGCACUCCCAGCGCACUCAGUUUCGGUUCUCCAACCAGCAGUGAUGACAUGACCCUGACAAGCCCCAGCAUGGACAACUCCAGUGCAGAGCUGCUGCCUGGUGCGGAGUCUCCAGUGAACAAGCGCAUGACGGAGAACCUCCUGACCAGCCUCUCGGAGCAUGAGCGGGAAGCCAUUCUCAGUGUCCCGGCAGCUCACAAUCCAGAGGACCUGCGCAUGUUUGCCAGGCUGCUGCACUAUUUCCGGGGACGGCAUCACUUGGAGGAGAUCAUGUACAACGAGAAUAUGCGCCGCUCCCACUUGCUCAUGCUCUUUGACAAGUUCCGUAGCGUGCUGGUGGUGACCAACCACGAGGACCCCAUCAUCUCAGCCUUUCAGUCCCUCCAGAAGUGAGGAGGGGGAGGCUUGCUCAGGGCCAGGAAGGAGCCAGGUGGAGUCUGGUGGCCUAAGGGCCCAAGCUAGAUGCCGCUGUCUUGAGCUUUGAGGGAGCAUCUUCUGCUUGAAAGUACAGGAGGCCUGUUUCCUAGCCCAGGCGCUUCCAGGCAUUGCUGCCUGGUGGCCUCGUGUUCAUUCCCCUUGGGGGGCUGCAGCCUUCUUUGGAUCCCCCGGCAUAACCCACACUGAAGGGGAGAGAGGGAAGGAGGGCUUGCAGGGAUGGGACUCGGCAUUGCAGCGCUGUCUUCCCACCCCAAAUCAUGGAGUGGGGGAAAGGGCUGCUGUUCUUUGGCUUUUAAAGGCAGGAAAACGUGUGCUAUAACAAUGAAAAUCAGGCAAAGGUG
This is a messenger RNA of Candoia aspera, 2285 nucleotides long. It is a transcript of the gene NPRL3, whose product is annotated as NPR3 like, GATOR1 complex subunit. Bases 106 to 1899 code for a protein of 597 amino acids. NCBI's taxonomy places the organism in Eukaryota, Metazoa, Chordata, Lepidosauria, Squamata, Candoiidae. The transcript is spliced from 14 exons. The record is from RefSeq and is a predicted model, not a curated record. Gene Ontology annotation, biological process: cellular response to amino acid starvation; negative regulation of TORC1 signaling; TORC1 signaling. Gene Ontology annotation, cellular component: GATOR1 complex.